AGAGGGGAAUACUAUGUACACGGAGAGAGAGAAAAUAGAACACAGCUUCCUGCAAUUCUUACACAUCACGCACGCACCGACCUCGGCCUGGCAUACUCUCACCCUCUCCCUCCAUAUACACAUACAUCCGCGUUACACACUUAUAUACAACAUGCUGUCUUCGUUGGCUUCGUCGCGUACCAGUGUGUACUCACGUUUGUCUCGUGCUUCUUGGUCAGCCUAUUCAAGUGCUGCUGCAGCUGUUGAGCAGGCACCGGUUCCUGAGGUCGACAGGCAACUCAACGGCGUCACCUCCACGGGAGUGCGCAAUGACUGGGAGUUGGAGGAGGUGAUUGAGCUAUACAACACGCCCCUGAUGGAGUUGGUAUACAAAGCCGCCACCACACACCGCAUGUACUUUAACCCCAAGGAGAUCCAACAGUGCACCCUGCUGUCCAUAAAGACUGGCGGCUGCACGGAAGACUGUUCGUAUUGUUCGCAGUCAAGCAAGCACAAGACCUUCGUCAAGCCCACCCCUACGCUGACGGUCGAGGAUGUGAUUGAGAACGCCCGCAAGGCUAAGGCGGCUGGCAGCACCCGGUUCUGUAUGGGCAGUGCAUGGAGAGAAGUGGGUAAGAAGCAUGCAUUCAAGAAGGUUAUUACAAUGGUCAAGGAGGUCAAUAGCAUGGGCAUGGAGGUCUGUACCACCCUGGGCAUGCUUUCCCCUGAGCAGGCCAAGGAACUGAAGGCUGCGGGUGUAACCGCGUACAACCACAACCUGGACAGCAGUCGAGAGUUCUAUGGUAAAAUCAUCACCACCCGCUCGUAUGAUGAACGUCUGAAGACGCUGGAGAAUGUCCGUGCGGCUGGCAUCAGUGUGUGCUGUGGUGGUAUCAUUGGCAUGGGCGAGGAGGCCAAGGACCGUAUCGGCCUACUACACACCCUGUCCACUCUGAACGAACACCCCGAGUCAGUGCCAGUUAAUGCUUUGGUUGCCGUGGAUGGUACUCCUUUGGCCCACCGACCCCCUGUGCCCGCCACAGACAUGGUUCGCAUGAUUGCCACCGCCCGUUGCCUCAUGCCCAAGUCCAUGGUUCGACUGUCUGCGGGUCGCACAAAGUACUCAACGUCCGAACAGGCACUCAUGUUCAUGGCAGGCGCCAACUCUAUCUUCACCGGGGACAAGCUGUUGACCGCACCUAACCCUGAAUUCGAUGAGGACAAGCUGAUGUUCAAGGAAUUGGGACUUCAGGGCAAACCCGCCCACUCCGCACCCCUUCCCUCACCGUACUUCCCGGAGGAGGCUUCAGCCCAGGCAUAAACUAUGUGUUUUUCAUAAACCAAGUUAUAACUGUAUAUAAACCGAAAUAUUGUUGUUGUUGUUUUUAACGCCGGCCUGUCAUUGACACUAUGUAAGUGGUGUGUGUGCUUGUGCGUAGAACUAGGCGUGGUAGGCUCGGACGUCGCGUUUUAAAUUAAAUGAUAGUAUAACCCGAUUGAAAUUCCGUGUCUUUAUUCCGCACGUGUCCGAUGGGUAGCAAGGUCAGUCGCAGAGA
This is a messenger RNA of Sphaeroforma arctica JP610, 1535 nucleotides long. RefSeq lists its product as hypothetical. Gene Ontology annotation, molecular function: biotin synthase activity; 2 iron, 2 sulfur cluster binding. NCBI's taxonomy places the organism in Eukaryota, Ichthyosporea, Ichthyophonida. The record is from RefSeq and is a predicted model, not a curated record. Bases 14 to 1300 code for a protein of 428 amino acids. Gene Ontology annotation, cellular component: mitochondrion. Gene Ontology annotation, biological process: biotin biosynthetic process. The transcript has 7 exons.